GUGAUAGCCGGAUACUGCAUUGUGGGAUAGCGGAGGUUUGCACGACGUUUGCAGAGUUGCGGGAAAUUUUGUCCAAGUCUUUGUGUUUCGUCUCCGCCAGAGCAUUUCAGGUGCACGUUUGUGAACAAACCAGAGAAGAGACGGGAUGGCCAAGCAUCAUCCUGAUUUGAUAUUUUGCCGGAAACAGCCGGGAGUAGCCAUCGGUCGCCUUUGUGAGAAGUGUGAUGGGAAGUGUGUGAUCUGUGACUCGUACGUCCGACCCUGUACACUGGUGCGUAUCUGUGACGAGUGUAACUACGGCUCGUACCAGGGCCGCUGUGUCAUCUGUGGAGGGCCGGGGGUGUCAGACGCCUACUACUGCAAGGAGUGCACGAUACAGGAGAAAGAUAGAGAUGGCUGUCCAAAGAUUGUGAACCUGGGAAGUGCCAAGACAGAUUUGUUCUAUGAGCGCAAGAAGUAUGGCUUCAAGAAGAGAUAGUGCACAGCAUUUACAUUUUUUUACUUAGUAUGAUAUCAUCAAUUCUGUACUCCUCAAACUCAAUCCUUUUUUCAUACCCUGACAAGGAUGGUAGUUUACAGAAAGUAAAGUAAAGGGACUUUCAAGGUGCAUUUUAUAGAAUGAUGUGUAUAAAACAAGCUUUAUGCACGUAGGAUAUCACAGACAUAAGUUCGGUAACUUUUGACAAUGUUAUGAAUGCUCUUUUUCGACAUUCCAUUGUUGUAGUAAAUAUAUCAUCAUCUUUAUUGCAUUAUUCUGGGAGGAUGUAUAUGGAUGUUCUGAUUCAUAUAUUUACAAACCAUGGAUUCCUCAUGUUUAUAGCUCACAGGUGGUCAAUAGCAAUCACCAAGUAGAUUAACUGAUGGAAUGGUGAUUGUUUAUGCCCAUGGAUACUGCCUGCCUGUCACUGGUAAAUCUAUUUGAAGAUUGGAUCAUUAAAUCAAUGUGUCUGUUCAUAUCUGCUUCCAUGUGUGAACAGUCUGUCACACAGUCUGAGUUUUCUACAUGUACUUGUAUAUUA
Molecule: messenger RNA, 1019 nt
Organism: Branchiostoma floridae (Florida lancelet)
Lineage: Eukaryota; Metazoa; Chordata; Leptocardii; Amphioxiformes; Branchiostomatidae
Product: PHD finger-like domain-containing protein 5A
Exons: 3
Coding region: 146-478 (110 amino acids)
Biological process (GO): mRNA splicing, via spliceosome
Cellular component (GO): U12-type spliceosomal complex; catalytic step 2 spliceosome; precatalytic spliceosome
Source: RefSeq, a predicted model, not a curated record